Messenger RNA from Xenopus tropicalis (tropical clawed frog), 1814 nucleotides. RefSeq names its product protein kinase, AMP-activated, gamma 1 non-catalytic subunit (gene prkag1). NCBI's taxonomy places the organism in Eukaryota, Metazoa, Chordata, Amphibia, Anura, Pipidae. The transcript has 13 exons. The coding region runs from base 30 to 1016 and encodes 328 amino acids. Gene Ontology annotation, cellular component: cytosol. The record is from RefSeq and is a predicted model, not a curated record.
CGGCAUGAAAGUUGAAACAUGGUUCUGUUAUGAUCGAAAGCAAUAUGCAGGAGAAAUGUGAGCCUGCUUCAGAUGUUCUGGAAUCAGACAGUGGAGUUUACACGCGGUUUAUGAAGAAUCACAAAUGUUAUGAUCUCAUUCCCAUCAGCUCAAAGCUUGUUGUGUUUGAUACAUCCCUGCAGGUGAAGAAAGCAUUCUUUGCUUUAGUCACUAAUGGAGUAAGAGCUGCGCCACUCUGGGAUAGCAAAAAGCAAGGCUUUGUAGGUAUGCUAACCAUAACCGAUUUCAUCAAUAUUCUCCAUCGCUACUACAAGUCACCAAUGGUGCAGAUUUAUGAGCUGGAGGAACACAAAAUUGAGACAUGGAGAGAGCUCUACUUGCAGGAUUCCUUUAAGCCUUUGGUUAGCAUUUCACCCAGUGCCAGUCUGUUUGAUGCUGUCUCAUCACUGAUAAAGAACCGUAUACACCGUCUUCCUGUAAUCUCUCCUGACUCAGGGAAUACUCUGUACAUCCUGACACACAAACGCAUCCUGAAAUUCCUUAAGCUUUUUAUGUCUGAAGUUGAGAAACCUGCUUUUGUGACUAAAUCCCUAAAAGAUCUGCACAUUGGCACUUAUGAAAAUAUUGCCCUUGUUCGCCCGGACACUCCUGUAUAUGUUGCUUUGGGCAUCUUUGUGCAACGGCGGGUGUCUGCUUUACCAGUUGUGGAUGACUCAGGACGAGUUGUUGAUAUAUAUUCCAAGUUUGAUGUCAUUAAUCUGGCGGCUGAGAAGACGUACAAUAAUCUUGACAUCACAGUGACCAAAGCUCUGGGCCAUCGUUCCCAUUACUUUGAAGGUGUGCUGAAAUGUUACCAGCAUGAAACGCUUGAAACUAUCAUCAACCGGCUAGUAGAGGCAGAGGUUCACCGGCUGGUUGUGGUUGAUGAGAAUGAUGUAGCCAAAGGGAUUGUCUCUCUUUCAGACAUAUUGCAGUGUUUGGUUUUGACGGCUGGGGGUGAAAAGAGCUUAAUUUAAAGACUGAAUUAAUCUGUAUGAAGCCCUUCAAAUCGCAGCAUUUACAUGCAAUACUGAAUAAGCUGCAAUAUACCAGCAAGUCCUUAAACGCAUUGCGAGAGUCCUGGCAGUACUAGAGUGUGACAUCUAGCAGGAUAUAUAAAAGCAAUACUGUUUCCAUACAUAUCACCUCUAAGCAAUCCUCAGACUGAACAUUAUUACUGUUUGCAUAGACUCUCUCUAAGAGAUCUACAGCACUAUGAAAUGACAUAGAACACAGGAUAUUUUUGCACACAUUCAGUAUUUUAGGGCUUAAGCCCUCCUAAAUAUGUAUGCACUGCACAAGAACCCCAGCAACACACUAUUCUUCCCCUCUCUGUACAUGUUAACGUGCAAUUUGGAAGAAUUUGUCUUAAAAUGCCCAGUUUAAUGGUCAUGACAGAGAGUAGGAUGCCUGUUUCAUUUUUUUCCAGAAAAGGAAAAUCCUGAGUAACUUUUGUACCACAUUAUCACUUUUUUGUAGAUGGUUGUCUGUUCAAGCUUCAGGCCUAGGGAUGUAAAACAAGCACCACAAUUCCAUUGCUUGAGCAGAAGAUGACUUCUUCUCCCAGAUGGGAUUUAGUUUUUUAAUCAUUGUUAAUGCUGCAUUUGUUAUGGGCAGCUAAUAUUAGAUUCCUCUAAUACCAGGUACCUGUCACAGUACAGGGUAACUGAGACUUCCUAAUUACAUUCCUGUGUCCAUCAGAUUUUCAGAUUUGGGACAAUAAAUGUCCAUGAAUUAUACAGAAUUUGAAUAAAAUUCACGUAAAUUUGUUGGUU